UGAGUAUAUAUCCGACGGCCCGUAAUAUACUGACGUGCCCAAGCAUAGCAUGCUCGGAGUGUGGAAGAAUUUUCCAGUAUGCAGAAAUUGGAAGUUAAAAUCGGCGAGUCUCUUCCUCCUCCUCCUCCUAACAGUGUGGACUCGCAAGUCUCUUUGGUCUUUUCUUUGGAUCUGAGAUUUCAAUUCAUUCUUGUCUUGUGUUUUUGUUUUGUUUCUGAAAGAGAAGAAAGUGAGAAGCAAAACAAUGGAGCAGAUUCGGUCUGCCAUGGAAGCUCACCUGGACCAAGUAGCAGAUCUCGUCCAGAAACUCUCCGCAGACUUCCGCUCUGGUCUUGGACCCGCUUUAGAUAACUUCAUUGGCUUUUUCCACGCUAUCGACUGGAAGGAGCCGUGGUUGAUGGGUUUGGUGGGACUCCACUUUCUGUUGUUGGUAAUAGCCAUUCUCUCCAGGAAGAAUCUUAACUUCCAAAUGCUUUUGUUCCUUACGGCCUUGGCUGGAGUUUAUCUUGCUGAGAGGUUCAAUGGUUUCCUGGGUCAGAACUGGAAGAGUUUCGCCAGCCAGAAUUACUUUGAUUCAAAUGGAGUUUUUUUGUCAGUACUUUGGUCUGGGCCUCUUCUCGUAAUUGCGAUUUUAAUUUUGAUAAACACGCUCUUUUCCUUAUGUCACCUGAUUGUCAAGUGGAAAAGAGCUGAGCUAAGACACCGUGCACGGCUUUCUCAGAAUAAGCAGGAUUGAGCGGAGUCCCAUGGUGGACAGCUGUCCAAUUGAACAUCGAGUUCUUUUCUUCUUUCACUUUCCUAGAUUCUUAUUUUUGGGUGGUGCUAUGGUUACAAUAUAGAUACUUGUUGGGUAGUAUUUCCCUUAUAGUUGUGAACGGUGUAAAUGACCAACUAAGUAAUGUGCUCAAGCUUCUAAUACCUUUAGUUUGUCUUUUGUAACAUUACUUCAUUGACGAGUUGAGUUUAUAUAUUUUUAUUUUUUUUAAUCCAUGUAUGUCUCUCUCUC
Rosa chinensis is the source of this 1006-nucleotide messenger RNA. Its product is annotated as transmembrane protein 18. The record is from RefSeq and is a predicted model, not a curated record. Bases 245 to 736 code for a protein of 163 amino acids. Gene Ontology annotation, cellular component: nuclear membrane. The transcript is spliced from 4 exons. Lineage: Eukaryota; Viridiplantae; Streptophyta; Magnoliopsida; Rosales; Rosaceae.